Spirometra erinaceieuropaei is the source of this 2127-nucleotide messenger RNA. The record is from the annotation of a GenBank genome assembly. Lineage: Eukaryota; Metazoa; Platyhelminthes; Cestoda; Diphyllobothriidea; Diphyllobothriidae.
AUGGAGGAGAAGAACUCCAUUAUAACGAAAAGCAUCAAUGUCACCAUCCGGAGUUCAAGGUAAUUUUCCUUCACUACGCACUUGCAAUUAUCUUGUUUUAAUAUAUCACAGUUAAACAAGUGUGUAAGCUGAGGAAAUUGAAUUGCUCACCGGUGAGCAAUUCAUUUGCCUCAGAUCACGAUCCGGAUCUUUCACUUUUGCUAACCUCAAGUGUGUAAGCGUAUAUCAGUGUGAAUUCCGCGUAACUCCCACCGCGCACGCUUUUACAAAACAUGAAAAAAGUUGUGAUCUUCCAGGUGUUAUGGUCCUUGAAAAAUUCAUUCUUCUCCCCGUGGUAGUAUUGUAUUUUGUUAUGUAACCGACAGUAGUAACAAGAUAACAAAACGAAUUUUUUAAAUAAUAUUUCAUUAGCCCGGGCGUUACUGGAUCCAUCUACUCUUCUCCUUCCAUCGCGGGUGGACAGCCCGCCAUCGCGGGCGCACCUGCUGGAGGCGGUGCCAGCACCCCGAAGUUGAUUUCCGUCAAAGCUCGCCAAAUAUUUGAUAGUCGAGGAAAUCCGACGGUUGAAGUUGAUGUCGUCACCGGAAAGGGUAUAUUUACCCAAUGACUUGUUUUCGGAUUAUCGCCAAAACUGCUUUAAAACUAAUUACUUUCUUCUCUAGGAACUUUCCGUGCGGGCGUCCCUAGUGGAGCUUCUACCGGCAUUCAUGAGGCACUUGAGUUAAGAGAUCAAAUCAAAUCUGACUACAUGGGCUUGGGCGUUUUAAAGGCGGUUGACAAUGUGAACAAGAUAAUCGCUCCUGCUCUCCUCAAAAAACAGUUUCACCCCAGUAAUCAAGAGGAGAUUGACAUGUUUAUGGUUAACGAACUGGAUGGAACUGAAAACAAAAGUAAGUUUUAUUACCAUCUACUUAAAGCACACGAACAUGAAAUAAUGGCCUAACGUUUGUUUUCAGGUAAACUUGGAGCCAAUGCUAUUCUUGGAGUAUCCCUGGCUAUGUGCAAAGCUGGUGCGGCUGAGAAGGUAAAUUGGGCUUCUAAAUAAGUUAACCGAUUAAAGGGAGUUCCACUUUAUCGACACAUCGCCGACCUUGCUGGAAACAAGGAUGUCAUUCUACCUGUGCCCGCAUUUAAUGUGCUGAACGGUGGCAGUCAUGCUGGAAACAAGCUUGCUUUCCAGGAAUUCAUGAUUCUGCCUGUUGGAGCAAAAUCCUUCACAGAAGCAAUGAAAAUUGGUUCUGAAGUUUAUCAUAACCUCAAAUCAGUCAUCAAGGCUAAGUAUGGUCUUGAUGCCUGCAACGUGGGUGACGAAGGAGGUUUUGCCCCAAACAUUCAGGAUAAUUUUGAAGGUAACUAUUUUUGACUACUAACACUUACUAUGUUUCAUGUAACUUGACCUAACAAUUAAAUUUCAGGCUUGGAAUUACUAAACGAAGCUAUAGCCAAGGCUGGCUACACCGGCAAGGUAAAGAUUGGUAUGGAUGCAGCCGCCUCUGAAUUCUACAAGGAGAAUCUAUAUGACCUUGACUUCAAGAACCCCAACUCUCCUAAAGAUCAGUGGAUAUCUUCCGAGAAACUUGGCGAAGUUUUCAAGGAGAUGAUUUCCAAGUACCCGAUCGUUAGUAUUGAAGAUCCUUUUGAGCAAGAUGACUGGGACUCCUGGACUCCGUUUACAGCCAGCGCUGGCAUACAGGCAAGUAGCUGUUAAUCGACUAGUACAGAAAAUUAGUACUAUUUGCCACCUUAAUCUACUCUAAUAUUUGACGACUUUAGAUUGUGGGUGACGACUUAACGGUUACGAACCCAAAACGUGUACAGAAGGCAAUUGAUAGCAAGGCUUGCAACGCCCUACUCAUGAAAGUAAACCAGAUCGGAACGAUCACUGAAUCGAUAAAAGCGUGCAACAUGGCGAAAGGAGCUGGCUGGGGUGUCAUGGUUUCCCAUCGCUCCGGAGAAACUGAGGACUGUACUAUUGCAGACUUGGUUGUGGGUCUGCGGACAGGACAGAUCAAGACUGGUGCUCCUUGUAGAUCUGAAAGACUUGCGAAAUACAACCAAAUGCUUCGAAUCGAAGAGGAACUGGGCGCUGCGGCGCAGUACGCUGGUGAAAGAUUUAGGAACCCCUAA